Messenger RNA from Orbilia oligospora ATCC 24927, 831 nucleotides. RefSeq lists its product as uncharacterized. Bases 1 to 831 code for a protein of 276 amino acids. The transcript has 2 exons. The record is from RefSeq and is a predicted model, not a curated record. NCBI's taxonomy places the organism in Eukaryota, Fungi, Ascomycota, Orbiliomycetes, Orbiliales, Orbiliaceae.
AUGGACCUCCUCAAAGGUCCAAUCCGCGAAGGCAGUCGUGGCGGCCGCGACUUCAAAUGGUCUGACGUCAAAGACUCCAAAGACCGCGAAUACUACCUCGGCGUCUCCGUCAAAGCCCCCACAGGACGAUGGCAACAAAACCGUGACAUCCAAUGGUACUCCCGCGAUCAAUCCGAAAACUCUGCAGAAGCAGAAGCUCUACGUCGUGAACAACGUUUGGAAGAAAUUCGAAAGAUAAAGGAAGCUGAAAAUGAUGCUUUGAGCGCCGCUUUGGGGUUUAAGGUUGUUAGGAGGGUUGAUGAUGGUGCCGGUGGUUUGAGUCAGGGCGAGGUCGAUAGGGCUAUUAAAGAAGCUGGGGCGGGGGUUGAUGAACGGGAGGAAACGGGGAAUGAGAAGGGAAUUGGGUUUGGAAGGAUUGGAUUGGCGGCUUUGGGAGGCGCUGGUGGUGGGGGUGAUAGGGAGGUCAUGGCUGGGGAUAGUUCGAAAAAUGAUAGUGAAGUCAAAUGGAGACCUGCGCCUGCGCCAUCGAGGGACGCCGACAAGAGGGAUGGUAGGGACGACAGACGGAGGAGAGAUGACCGCGAGAAACCAUCGAGACAUCGUCAUCGGUCGAGGUCGAAGGAUAGGUAUAGAGAAAGGGACAGAGAAGGGGAAAGGGACAGACAUCGACGACACCGUUCAAGAUCAAGGUCUAGAGACCGUGAGAGAAGACAUGAAAGCGAUAGGCGACGACGAGAUCAAUCUAGAUCCCCGCGUAGACACGAUGACCGCAGAGACAAGAGAGAUCACGAUAGACGAGAUCGGGAUAGAGACGACCGACGGCGUCGUUGA